Saccostrea cuccullata (small rock oyster) is the source of this 1021-nucleotide messenger RNA. Its product is annotated as carbohydrate deacetylase-like. The transcript is spliced from 5 exons. Gene Ontology annotation, biological process: carbohydrate metabolic process. Gene Ontology annotation, molecular function: deacetylase activity. The coding region runs from base 34 to 939 and encodes 301 amino acids. The record is from RefSeq and is a predicted model, not a curated record. Lineage: Eukaryota; Metazoa; Mollusca; Bivalvia; Ostreida; Ostreidae.
CUACAAAGUCCAAGUGAUGAUAAGAGAGUCGAUAUGCGGAAACUCCUCGUCAUUAACGCCGAUGAUUUCGGUUAUAGUGUUGUGCGUAACAAAGGUAUGGUGGAGUGUUUCCAGGAGGGGGCAAUCAGUGGGGUGACAAUGAUGGUAAAUGGCGUGGCAGCAGAAGAUGGGGCUAGGCGCGCCAAGGAAGUGGGCAUGCCGACAGGUAUGCAUUUAAACAUCACAGAGGGGAAUCCUGUUGGGAAAAUGUGUACAACAUUAACUGACGACAAAGGCCACUUUCUUGGAAACUUCGGAUUUACAGAGGCGUUGGCGAAUGGAACAAUAAAUUUGAAGGAGGUGGAAUGUGAAAUGCAGAGCCAACUUGACCUUUUUGAGACUUUGAUGGGUCAAAAGCCAAGUCAUGUAGACGGGCACCAACACGCUCAUCUUUUACCAGGCAUUUGUAAAAUAUUUGGCUCAGUGAUGAAGGAAAAUGGUGUACGGAGUACGAGAUGCCCGUAUGAAGACCUAGAACCUGGUCACGUGUAUUCCUGGGCAGCAGACGCUGUCAAAGAUUUAGACUCGUUUUUUAAAACAGUUGUUGAACAAGCGGCACAGGCGAAAAUUGUCAUGAAGGAAAAUAAUAUAUGGGCAACCGAUAAGUUUGUAGGAUUGCAGACGAUGGGUUCAGAUAUGACAAUAGAACGUUUACAGCGACAAAUAACAAGGGCAUUCAGUUCUGUAGAAAAUGACGUCAUAACGUGCGAGUUGAUGGUGCAUCCUGGAUACAAAACAGGAUUGGAAGGUGGUUGUGGGGACGGCCCAGAUGAUUUCUCGCGAUCGCCAGAGCGAGAACACGAAAUGUCGGUAUUGCGAGGCAAAGACAUGUUAGAAUUCUAUUGUUCACAAGGAAUAGAGGUUGUCUCGUUUGAGCAGUGCUGUAAUAUUAAUGCAUGAACUUUUCACUUGUGAUGUUUUUUAAUGAAACUUUAAAAAUACAUUGUAUGUCGCGUAUUUGUUUAUAUUUAUAUUGUGUCAU